UCCACCGCCAACUCCUCUACCAUCACGACUUUCCUCAUAGCCCUCAGCAACCCGCUAUGGUGCUUACUGGUGUCAACGCUCCCAUUGCCAACUAGAUGUCCCUCCUUUUGCAGCCACUUGCAAACCCGAAGCCUUUCUUUUGUCUUGUAUAAUUCUUAGCGCGUCAUCCGUACCGAGCCUGCCACACCCUGCCCUCUGGCUGCCGAGGAAAAAAAAAUCCAAACGCGUUUCUAAUCUCGCUCUGGACAUCAUCAAUUCUGUCUCGAAUACAUACUUAAUCCGCCGUUGACUAAUUCGCGAAAGAGGCGCGUUUCGCGACGUCUUUCAAGGGUCCGACGGCUGCAAGAAUAGAUGUUGAAUGCAAGCUUCACGACCAUCGACACCUCAAGAUACCCUGCCGUCUUCUCCUCCGUCUGCUCCCGGACAGACUGUUGAAGACCUGCAACCCUUCGAUCAUUCGAACGAUCUCUCACCUUCGCGGGAUCAGUGGUCGUCUCCCGCAAACACCCUAGGUCACUCAAGUCCCGAGCUCCCACCUCUUCCAUCGCUACCAUCAAUCGCUGGUAUCCCACGGACUCCUUCUGCGCCGUCGGUACCUAAAGAGCCUGGGUCGUACUACACAACAAGUUGGGGGUCUCCAUAUAGACAGCCUUCACCAGGCACAGUCAGUGAAAGAAUUCAAGAUCCAGAGCAUUUUGGAAGUGACGAUCUAGGUAGCGAAUCGUCAGAGAUCGAAUUUGGUCUUGACCAUCUACUUCCUUCUCGAGUAGCAGACGAAGAGACCCCCGAUUUUGGGCUUGAUUAUCUCCUGCCAGCUCUUGUCCCGGCUCUACAAGCAACGCCGACUGCGGAACAUUUUGCGUCUUUGCUUGCCGCACAAGAAGCCACACCGCGACCAGUCCUGAGGCAAGCCUUCAGGGAUUUGCUGUCGCAAAGUCCAGAAGCCUCAAGACAGGAGCUACUUCGCAAAUUCGUCGACGCUCAGUCGAAAGAGCCCGUUGAAUCGGAAACCACUGGACAAUCAUCGCUUGAACCUACAGAGGCGAGGAAGGGACACAAGAAGAACUUGACUCUAAAGCAAGAAGAUUUCUGGUCUCACUUUGGUCUGGAAGAGAAGGAACAUCUCGCCAAGAUGAUGGCCUCAAGGUAUGCGUCGAAGCCACAGGAGCCGGAGCCUGAGAGCUCUCAGGAAACCAAGGAACUUGUGGCUCGACAGUCUUUGACUUCGCCGGUUGAAAAUGCUGCGAAUACAGCUUCUCCGGCAGACCAAUCAUUGUCGCCAAUCGAAGCCUCUGAUGCCGCUACUCGACUGGUAUCAAAGAAGCCUUCUACGCCGAUACCCACUGAGACAGCUCUUCCGAUUUCACCAUCUCCGGUCAAGCGUGUACAGGAAGUCGAGGAACGGGCACCGACACCACCACCCAAGCGUCCAAGGAAAGUGAUCAAAACGAAGAAAGGUCGAAGUGUGGUUAUGGACUUCCCGAUUGAUUCAAACAGAGGCAAGCCCGGACAUGCACCUAUGCCUCUGUCGCACGCUGAAGUGAGGGCAAGACUCGCCAAGUUCGAGGAUGAAGGUUACGAUACGCGAGGUUUCGGGCACUGGAGAGGUACCCCGGACAUCCUUCAGCCGCUUGGCCAUGCUCAAAACCGCGAUGUUUUCCCUGAUCCAACCGAUCAAUCUCAGCAGAUGAGUACUAAAUCCUUCAAGGUACAUAUACCUAAUGAGAACGACUGGAAGGCAUACCAGGACUUCCUUGUUGAGCAGAAGCUGGCCGCAUUAGGCGUGUCGUUGGGAGGUUCAGAAGAAGUUUCACAAUCUCAGUCACCAACAAUGAUGUCGAGGCAAGGUUCGUCUCAGUACCCUCCUUUACCGUUCUCUCCACCCUUGCCUUCUUCUUCAGCAGGCAGUCAGCGGAUUGGACCAAACGGAAGUGGGAUGUCAGGGCAUCAGUCCACGCGAUCAAUUGCUUCGCCUAUGUCGGCUUUCGGCAACUCACAGAGAAGCAUGUCAUCCCACAUGCACAGGAACUCGAUGUUUGCGAUGCCGUCAAGUUUUGCUCCUCAAGCAACGCCACCUGGAGGAUUCCGCACCUUUUCCCCACAUGAAUCAUACUUUGGAUCACAAGCCACAACAAGAGGCGGCUCACCAGGCAUCUCCCAAAACAACAGUAUGCCAAGUCUGAACGACACUAUGUCACCCGUAUCACCCUUUGGCUUCACGCCGCAAACAUACUCUUUCCCUCAGAAGGACGAUUUGCUUGCGCAGCUACAUCAACAGCGCAUGCAAUCUCCCGGUCUGACGAACUUGAGACCAUCGUCCACUCUUCAGGAAGUCCCAGAAGAAGAGGCCGAGGAAGAACAUGAUGUACCACACCAAGUCAAAGGUGCUGAGACGGAGAUGGCCGUACCAAAGCCACGUCAUCAGCACAAUAUUAGUGAAAACCUGCAGCGCGACGUUGAGUCCGCUGACUACCACCUCGAGGCCACCUUCGAAAAGGACGUUGCUUCAGGAGGGCAGUUCAGUCCCGGUAGUCGCUUCGGUGCUGAGAGCCCCAAGAUUUCUCACCAAUCUGAAUUGGAUGAUAGCAUUUCCGAAUGGAGACGCCCGCGUCCAGUUGAGCAAGUGCUUCACCAGCCGCAGCCUCAUAACCGCAAUCACUCCCUGACACAAACGAAGCAGAACUCAUACAACACAGCUGCAGCAAAUGGUAGGAGUGACAUUAGUGACGACGCGAAGACCAAUAUAUCAGAAAUCACCAACCCAAGUGCGGAAGAGAAAGCUGUUGGCGCCAGAAUGCAUUCAGCGACAACGUCUCAAGGCAGUAACAUCUGGAAACCAGGACACGGUAGCCGUGCUUCAAAGGCCUCAAUUGGCUCAAGUCUCAACGCCAGUGCAAAAGAAUUCAAGUUCAAUCCAACGGCGUCCUUUCAGCCGGGCAACUUUUCGUUCAACUCACUGGGUUUCGAGUAUCAACCAAGCGGAGGCCAUAAGAAGAACAGCUUCAGUCGAAGCGUUCCUUACGGCUCGGCAGCACCAUUUUCUUUCAACCCUGCUGCGAGCAGCUGGAACGUGGCUGCACCUAGCUUUACUCCUGGUGCGAGCCUAAACUCGAAUCCUGCCCCUAGCGGAGAUUUCAACUUUGCUUCCAGUGGUCCUGCUUUCAAGCCUGAUUCUACCUCAUUCCGACCAAAUGUAGAUGCUGCUAUAAUGCCUGAGGAGCCAGCUGAGGCUGAAGAGAAAGAAGUGCAAUCUCACAUAUUCGGACCGAUCAACUUCAGUCACAAGGACAUCAUCAAACCUGCGAAACGCUCCAAGGCUGUACCCAUCAUCCGCCCUGACGCUGUUCCUAGAAGAGCCUCUGGCGCGAGAUCGGGGUCUGAUGAUGAUGAGAUCGAAGAAGAAGAUCAAGAAGACGCCGAUGGCCGUGUUACCCAGUCAGAUGCCCGGCAGAAGAGGGCUAGAAGGUUUGGCGAUGAUGGGGACACUCUGCCCAAAUUCGCGCCGCAGCCCGUUCUUGCUUCCCAGCCGCUCUCCGAGACUACUCAGUUCCAGGCCUCGAAGCAAGAACCCCAGGUCGAGAGAAGCCCCAUACCAGAUGCAAAGGAAAAUCUUGCACCUACGAAGCCAGUCGUCAAGGAGGCCUUACCAGCUCCUCGGGCGCACGCACCGGCAGAUAUUGUGGGGAUCAACAGAAGCUCCGAUGCCACACCUGUUGGUUCCAGCUUCCUGGACGACAGUCGUUCGAUGACCGAACACGACGGGAGCAUUUCUGCUUCUGUGGAAAAGCUGCCAGAACGUCCACCAAGCAAUCACGCGGCAAACAAGAGCUCGCUCUCGGCCAUCGCCAAGGAAUUCACACCCCGGAUUGGUUCUGGCUCCGGUGCAUUUGAAUUUGGUCUUCACGUUACGAAGCCUUCUGAUGUCACUGACAUAGAGCACAAUUCAAGCGCUCCUAACAGGCAGGUCAGCCGCAGCCCGACCACAACCUUCCGUCCAAGCGACGAUGGGUCGUAUAGAACUGCAUUGUCGCGUAGACCGAUGCCGCAUGCGGAUAACGAUAGUGUCGAUUUCGAUUCCUUUGCGCAGCCCUCGUUCAACGAUAUCGACGAGGUCAUGAAGCAUAUGAAUGAUGCCGGUUCGGACUUUGGCGUUGAGAAGGAAGAGGCUCAGACUUGGGAACGUUCUAGCCAGCCACAAGGCUCUAUGGACUUCGGCACACCCAAUCUGCGACCCAAUUUCACCAAUCUACGUAGCGAUGCACCCAGCCCGAGCCCCCGCAGAAUGCAAGCUCCAACCGGUAUGCGACAUGGUGAAUCAGAACUCAUCCAAGAUCCUUUCAGCGAUUCCAGGGCUGGUCUUGCGUAUGAGUCUCCUGUACACCGUCUCAACACUGCAGAAGAUGCUCCUGUCAGCGAUUGGGACGACAUGGUCUCAGAUGAAGCCGGCAUUGACAAGCUGCAAUCUCGUGCUCGCUUCUUCGACCACCAUGUGGAUGGUCUCAUUGAUAGCGUUCUCUCCACUCGUCUUGGGCCACUUGAAGAGACAAUGCGUCUCAUGCAGGAGUCUGUUGCAGCAAUGUCUAGACGCAGUGCUAGAAGCACGCGCAGGAGUUAUUCCACGGAGCCACUCGGCAGCGAUGCUGAUGAUGAAGAUGACGACCUCGAUGAGCAACGCUUCCGUAAUCGUUCGCCACUCAAAGAUCGCAAGCUUGAGAAAAUUAGAUCAAUUGUCGUGGAAGCGCUUGCCUCGCAACAGCAGCAAAAUGACCCACGUUCUGCAACGCCAACUCCAUCAGCCCCGCCUCUUGACCUAUCUGAAAUAUAUUCGGCUUUGGCCGACGUCAAGGUCUCUCUCGCCGAACAGCGGGCGGAUCAACCGAAGAUCGUAUCGACACCACCUGACUUGACCGCCAUCAACGAAGCCAUUGCUGAACUAAAGACCUCUCUUGCGGAGCAGCAGAAACAGCAUCAAGCUGAGGUUCUGGCUGCCCAACCACCCGCGCCAGACUUUUCUGAGGUUCAUCAAGCUUUUGCCGAGCUAAAGUCUUCGCUCGCCGAACAGCAGAGACAGCAGCAGGAGGAGCAGGCCAGGAUUGCUGCUGAGGUGGCGGCCAGACCAGUGGAGCCACCAGCCCCUGCGCAGGUGGACUUGUCGGACUUCUACUCUGCUCUUUCGGACUUCAAGCUUUCCAUGGCCGAGAAGCAGUCUCUGGAGGACACGAAGCCAAAGUCUCCACAACUACCGUCUGUCAACACAAAGGAGCUUUACGACACAAUCAACGAUCUCAAAGCAUCUCUCUCGGAGCAAUUACAGAUCCGGACCGCAAUGCCAGAAGUUACUGAGGAUAAGCACGACUUCAGCCUUUCUGAAGUGUACCAGGCAUUAGCUGCAAUGAAGGUACAAUUGGCUCAUUCAGCUUCCAAUCAUGUCUCUCUCGAAGACUUCAAGGAUAUUAUGGAAGAGGCACUUCGGCGCCAACACACCGAUGUUGAUCAGAAGAACGAAACCUUCAAAGCGCUCAUGCAUGAGACCCUGGAGCGACACCAUGAGUCGACUGGUCAGCACAAGGAGGACUUGCGGGAGAUCAUGAACCAGGCCAUCGCUCGUCAGGAAUAUGUUGCGACGCAAAACAAGGACGAGAUUCGCGAAUUCAUUGAAGAGGCGUUUGAGCGUCAAGACACUAAGGAACAGAAGAAGUCCGACAACGCGAGCAUUCUUGAGAAUGAAGGCCGUAUCGCUGACCUUGAAGCCAUGAUCAAGGAAGCCUCGAUCAAGGUCGACCAAGAACGAGAGGCACGCGAAACUGCCGAGAAGCGCGAGGAGGAGGCCCAACGUUUGCUCAAGCUCAACGACGAAGAGAUUAACAUUAUUCGGGAAAGCUUGAGAGAUGAAGAAUCAAAGACUCGGGCGCUACAUGAGGAGCUGCAUAACACUCGCUCGGAACGUUCUUCUCGGCAAGUUGCGGAAGAAGAGCUCCGCCGGAAGUUUGCUACCUUACAAGAUCAGAACGAAGCUCUCGAGGCCACUAUCGACGAGUACCGUCUUUCGAGCAACAAAUGGCGUGACGAGAUGACUCACAGCAAGUCACGCAACGAUGAGCUCCGCGCCGAGAAUGAGGACCUCAAGAUCGAGAAUGACGAGCUCAAGAAGACAUCUGACAGCGUCAAGCUACAGCUUCAAGAAGUCGUGCGGGUCCGUGAAGGCAUGCGUGUUAAGAUUGAGAAACUUCAAUAUGACAUGACCCAAGCUGCUGGCUCAAUUGCCGAAGAAAAGUCAACAUGGCAAAAGAAGGACGAGGAGCACAGGACCAGAUACGAGGUACUUCGUGCCCGGAUCGAGGCGGAGGCUCGAACUCGAGAACGACUCGAGCGCGAGCUGGAAAGACUUGAGACUCAGGAACGGGAAGGCAUGCGCCUCAGAGUCAAGCUGGAACACACCGAGCAACAACUUUCGAAGAUUGAAGAGAGUUCGGAGAAGCUCAGAAAUGAGCGCGAUGAGCACGAAAGAAACGCUGCUCGUUAUGAGCGCGAGUUCCGGGAAGCCAGACAUAUGGGACAAACAGAAGUGCAACGCACUAGACGCCUCAUGGAAGCUGAUUUGCAAGCUGCCAACAAUGAGAUCAAUAUGCUUCGAUCGAAUGCCGACAGGGAGAAGCAAAGACUGCAAGCUGACUUUGACAACUUGAAGAUGGACUACGAUCAGACCAAGGCUCGUUACGAAGUUCAACUCGAAGAAGCGUUGGACGCUCGACGCAAUGCCCUCAACGAGGCCUACAAUCAGCGUGAGGCUGCAAUCGACGAGGUCAAGGAACGACAUGAGCGGAUAUACCAAGAGAUCCGCAAUCAACACGCCCGGGCGCUGGAGAACGUCCGUGAAGACAGCCGCCGUGAGGAGACGCAUCUCAAGGAACGACUGAAUCUUUCGAACGCGAAGCUUGAACACCUUGAAGACCAAGCUGAACUGCUCAAGUCCAAGGCCGAACAUCUCGAGUCACAGCUCAAGGUUGCUCGGGAUGCUGCUAACGCUGCUGCUCUCACUGCUGCAUCCGUCAAGUCGCCCGCUGCACAACAAGCGCCAGGCGGCUACGCAGGAGUGCCGGAGAAGGUAUCUCCUCAAGCCCUACGAGAGUCUAUUGUCGUUCUGCAGGAGCAACUGCAGGAACGCGAAACUCGUAUCGAAUCAUUUGAACGGCAGCUUGAAGAAAUCGAUACUGAGGCUCCAGCCAAGCUCAAGGAGCGCGAUACCGAGAUCGGCUGGCUUCGUGAGCUCCUUGGAGUACGGGUUGAUGAUAUCAGCGAGCUGAUCAAUGCUCUUGGCCAACCCAACGUCAAUCGCGAGGCUGUUCGCGACGCGGCUAUCCGCAUCCGCACUAACCUACAGAUGGAGCAACAGGAAAAGGAGCGGCUGAUAAGUGGAAAUGGCAAUUCUUUCCCUACGCUAUCAACGCUUUCCAACCUGGCAACGCCGAAAGCAGCUCAGCUUGCCGCAGCGUUUGGCAACUGGCGUAAGGGUGGCAGAGACAGUCGAGCGGGCAGCACGGCAUCCAUUCCCCAGCUCAAGCAACCUCAACUGUCGAACGCCUUGAACCGCAGUCUCACUCCUUCUCGACCAAAGCCAUCGCCAGUACCCUCGCAUUCGCAAUCUAUCCUUUCCGGCCUGAUGACGCCGCCAGCCUCAAAUGUGCGUCGCGCCUCUCCCCAACCGCAUCCCCAGACCAUGCCACAGCAGUCCCGGCACCAACAUCCACAACAUUACCCUGAGCAGCCUUCUGCGUUUGGCUCGACAGGCCAGCGAUUUACGGGCUUGACAAGCAAACAGAUGGGCAAACAACCUGCGCAAAGCCCAAGCACGCCGCCGCUUCUCCGCGAAUCCAGCUACGACCAAGACCCAAUGUUGCGUGACGAGGAGAUCAGCAUGAAUGGGUUUUACGACGAUGAAGAUAGCGUUAUCGACGGAGGAGCGCCAGAGCAGGAGCUUGGUGGACAUGAAGAAGAGGAGCGCGGAUGGGAGUUUUGAGCCAGCACGCGGGCUCACGAGAUGAAACAACAAAAAUUAUCAGACUGCACAUUAUUCAAUAACGCGUUUCCUUUAUUGGCUAUGGCGAAGCUUGGCUUAGCAUUGACUGGCUGUCCAUUUGGUGAAGCCGCCGCUCUCUCUUUCUUCUUUGCUCUCUGCGCUUUUCUGCAGGUGUUUUUUUUUCUGCAAUAUGAUCUUGCAUGCAUUGCGGAGAUACCCCCUUACCAACACACAACCCCACACACCACUUCACAUCACAUCAUACCAGCGCGUUGCGCCUAUGGAGAUGGAGAUGAUCUAGACUGCACCUCUUCACCGCACGAAACAAACCCACCUUUUUCCUUUGUAUACUAGCGAUUUUGUGUUUUUAAAAUCCCCCCGCCCCAGACUGGAAAAAGGCCUGGAUGUACAAUUGAUGCACGAGUAUUCCGUCCGUAGUAAUAUAUAAGCUCAGCUCUAUCAGUUAUU
Molecule: messenger RNA, 8485 nt
Organism: Pseudovirgaria hyperparasitica
Lineage: Eukaryota; Fungi; Ascomycota; Dothideomycetes; Acrospermales; Acrospermaceae
Exons: 1
Coding region: 359-8017 (2552 amino acids)
Cellular component (GO): cytoskeleton
Source: RefSeq, a predicted model, not a curated record